AUGGAGACAAACACCUACACUGUCAGGGCAAUCGUCUGCAUCUCGUGCAACAGGAUGAUCCUCGCCAACGACCCAAGCCCGCUGAAAAACAUAGACACGUUUUGGAAUAAGAGCACAUUCCACCUCGUCGUCUGCAGCAUGUGCGAGAACGCCUGCGCGGGACGUGUCAGCACCAAGGUCAACGUUUACGAUGAUCCUCUUUCCGCCAAGGCUACAUUUGUGUCCGCCGACAUGAUCAGAACUUCCAAUGCGUACGCGAGGGCUUGCGAGAUUAUGGACUCAACCCCUGACCUGGGUGACUUCAAGGGGAGAGUGCCCAUCGUCAACAGGUCCGACCUGAUGGAGCGCUUCCCCGGCGAGACCGAGAUCAGCUACGUGUCGGUGUCGGACAGGAAUUCAAAGACAAUGGGAGUACGCCCCUACAUGGUCACCAAUUUCUUCUAA
Hirsutella rhossiliensis is the source of this 444-nucleotide messenger RNA. RefSeq lists its product as uncharacterized. The transcript has a single exon. The coding region runs from base 1 to 444 and encodes 147 amino acids. Lineage: Eukaryota; Fungi; Ascomycota; Sordariomycetes; Hypocreales; Ophiocordycipitaceae. The record is from RefSeq and is a predicted model, not a curated record.